GCGCGCCAGUCUUGCACGCGUUUCGACGGCGAAUAGUUCGGGUGACUUUGAGUGAGGAUUCCUGUUGUAAACUGUGACAUUCGCCCCAAACAUGGCCGAAACGGUCGAGGAAACCUACGAGACGGAGGUCCGGCGGAAGGUCAUCCGGACCAGCUUCAAAAUCGAAGAAACGUCCUCAACGACGAAAACCACUACAAUGACAACACCAGCCAAACUCUACGGCAGAGAUCUCAGUGAAUACGACGAAAUAGAUGUAGACGAACUGUUAAAUAAAUUAUCAGCUGAAGAAAUCAACAUCUUAGCCAAAGAAGUAGACCCUGAUGACACAUUCUUGCCCCCGUCACAAAGGUGUAGUUACGACUGCGAGAAAGAACCCACGGGCCCCCUAAAUCGGAAGCAGUUGAUUGACCACAUAAACAAACAAGCAAUUGAGACCCCUGACAAGCCGGAACUUAAACCCUAUGUGGCUGGCACCGUUAGAGGAAAAAAAUGGAUACCACCGCCACCCCCACUCAAAGAACAACAAGCGGAUGAACAGAUUGCUGUGGAUCUGGGGGAUGAGUAUGAGCAGGCGUUGUCCUUGGCAACACAGGAGGAGAUAAUCGAUUUAGCUGCCAUCUUGGGCUUCCACUCCAUGAUGAACCAGGACCAAUACCACGCCUCUCUCUUAAACAAGAACCAACCCGUCGGCCUGGGCUGGGACGGCAUCACGAAAGCGUCAAAACAAAAAAUAUACCCUAUGGAACCACCAAACUCGACGGAUCCGGACGAAUCGAUAAAGAAAGUCCAGGAUGACGAUCCCAAAUACAUCGAUCUCAAUUGGAAUAACAUUAAAAACAUAUCAGAUGAGAAAUUCGACAGUCUGUUUGAAGCUUUAGCCAACAACACCCAUCUGGAGACGUUGUCGUUAGCGAAUGUGGGCUUGACGGACCGAGGGGUCGAGAAUUUGGCGCAGGCUUUAGAAAAAAAUAAUACUAUAAGGGUUGUAAAUGUAGAAACUAACUUGAUCUCGCCUACUGGAAUCGUACGGUUAAUUAAGUCGCUGCUGAAGACGAAGUCGGUGGAAGAGUUCAGAGCGUCGAAUCAGAGAUCACAAGUUUUGGGUAACAAGAUAGAAAUGGAAAUAACACAAUUAAUAGAGAAGAACACGAGGCUGUUGAGGUUGGGUUUGCAUUUAGAAUACAACGAUGCCCGUCACCGCAUCGCCAGUCAUUUACAACGUAACAUUGACACAAGUAUUUAUUUAGUGCUCUUGUCAGCUCAAUAUUUCGAGAACGCCGCCUGUCUCGGCUGGGGGCGACCAGCUCAUAGUGUGCUGUGGUCGCGACUACGUCGUAGGCGCCGCAUGGGUCAGCUGCCUCGUAACUACAUGGUAGGAUAUCUGUAGGGCCUACGUCACCGCUUCUGAAGCCACAUGCAGUGUUGCAGUCCAGCCGUGCUUGAAUCAGCCUUCUUUACUAAAAUAUACAUAUAUUUAACUCUAAGUUUAUUAUGUCAGACUAUAUAUUUUCUUUAUGUGUCGUUAUUUUAUAGGUUUAAAGAGAUAUUUAGAAGUUCUCCUCUGUAAGGUUUGUUGCUGUGUAGCGUUUAGUGGGGCGAUCGACGGCCCGUCAGACGACGGGAGGUCGAUUGCCGCUAAUUUACCCAUAACCCGUAGUUUAUCACUGCCAGGAUCGGGACAAUAUUGCUUUUACAGUGUAAACAAUAGCGCUAGGUAGUAUCUUCGAUUGUGAUAAACUGGAUCAUUUCGGAGGCGAACUGAAGUUGUAUAAUUAAGACACUUAAUAUAACCUAUUUUAAUAAAUUUAGUAUCUACGAUUCUUCUGUAAAUAUUGUUUGCAUUGUGGUAAUGUCAGCUUGUGCAUUGUAGUGUAUCAGAGAAAAUUCAUGUCGUUGUUACUGCACUUUGGUUCUUCAAAGUGUUGAUGUUAAAAUCACUGGAGCGGUAUUUAUAGGUUGUGAACGUGUCGGACCAAAAAUUCUGUCAGAAGUAGCUAACGACGCUCCGGCUCAACAUUUUAUUACGGUCUUCGUGUUAACACUCUUCAUGAAUAUUUUAUCAUUUUUAUCCGUAAUGAGUCAUAACAGGUGCAAAACUCCCAUGUUCAUCGUCACGUUAGAAACUAGACACAUUUUCAGGACUUGGCACUUGCAUUAAAUGUAGCAGUAGUAAUUAUUGUAAUUUACAUAAAAUAAAAUGUUGAACAUUU
Molecule: messenger RNA, 2210 nt
Organism: Zophobas morio
Lineage: Eukaryota; Metazoa; Arthropoda; Insecta; Coleoptera; Tenebrionidae
Product: tropomodulin
Exons: 10
Coding region: 92-1387 (431 amino acids)
Biological process (GO): actin filament organization; myofibril assembly; pointed-end actin filament capping
Cellular component (GO): myofibril; cytoskeleton
Molecular function (GO): tropomyosin binding
Source: RefSeq, a predicted model, not a curated record